This is a messenger RNA of Mycena indigotica, 3711 nucleotides long. Its product is annotated as rRNA processing protein. The transcript is spliced from 11 exons. Lineage: Eukaryota; Fungi; Basidiomycota; Agaricomycetes; Agaricales; Mycenaceae. The coding region runs from base 1 to 3711 and encodes 1236 amino acids. The record is from RefSeq and is a predicted model, not a curated record.
AUGGAUCGAGCCUUAGAGAAGAUUCGACCACAUACAAACUCGAACUUGGCUCAUCAGAAGGCGCCAGCCAACCUUCUUGCUGCCGUCGAGUCUACAUUCUCCGAGCAACAAACCGAUCCCAGUCCAACCGCCUAUUUCGCAGCUUUACUCACCACACUCGACAGCACAAUCCAGAAACGAGAUGUUUCCCUUGGCGAUGGUGAUAUCCUCCCUGCGGAGCUCUACCUGCUGGCUCUUGUUGCCCCAUUCGUUCCAGUACCAGUCAUGCGCUCCCAUCUAAACACUGUCCUGACCCUCACCGCACCUCUUUUCCCUGCAUUGACGCAACAUGCCCCGGUGUUGAGGUCUCAACUAUCCCUUUACAAUGCAGUCCUUCGAGCAUUGGACCGUUCCCAGCUGGAUGUCCAGAGUAUUCGUCAGGCCUUCGCUUCUAUUCUGCAACUAUGCAUCGAUCCACGACCCAAAGUCCGCAAAAAGGCGGCAGAUGUCGUGAAAGACGUUUUAGAAAGUCCACCCGCACCACUUUCUCGACAUCCCUAUUCCGAAAGAGUUGCAGAUUGGAUCAAAUCUGCACUCUCUGAAGCCAACAUCGUCCCUUUCUCCCGUGCAAAACCAUCAAAAACUUCUGGGACAGACUCCGCAAUUCAUGUACUGGCAUUUUUACGACCCAUUUUACCUAAUCUCCCUGCUUCGUCGCUCCCAGCUAUCUCAAAUCUUCUCCUUAGCCUUCCCCGCCUCGGAAAUCCAUAUCUUUCCCAAUCAUCAUACUCCAUCCUCUCCGACCUCUUCGCCCUUCCUGUUGAAGACGAAUCGAUUGGUGUGAACGAGCAGAUUUCUGAUGUGCUUAACGCUGUCCUUUCCUCCCCGCCGUCCAAGUCCGAUGCAACGCUAUCACCUGCAUGGGUUCGAGUUCUUGGUACAGCGAUGGCAACAUAUAGUCUUACUGAUAGUAAUGCUGCCUCCCAAGAGAUUGGUAGAGUUUGGAAGGCUGUUUUUUCAUAUCUGGAAUCGUCGGAUAGUUCCACAAGAACCGCUGCUGCAGAGUCUCUUCGACGAGUCGCUGGUUGCAUCACGCCUUCAAUGAUAGAUUCUGCCUUGGCCGAAACAGAUCAUCGUUCAACACUGGGGAAAAUCAUCACUCAAGUGACCAAAGAGCUCAACUCUUUGGUGUACGCUAAUGCUAUCCCCCAAAUCCUCACUGUCAUCGCUGAGCUCAUACUUGCACUCCGUUACAAGCCCGAUGGGCGAACAACCGGUGCUGAGAGCCUGCUGUUACCCUUGAUCAAGCACAUCGGAGACCUUCGAAUCCAAAAAGGGUUCGAAUUCAAGGAGGACGCAGACGUCACGCUUUCUGCUGCAAUGCGAGUCCUUGGACCGCACGUUUUGCUUGGUGUUCUGCCGCUCAAUCUUGAACCUAUCGAUAGGCAAGAGGGUCGCGAACCCCGAGCAUACUUACUACCUCUGCUUCCGCAACCGCAUCCAUCUCCUCUUUCUCACUUUGUUAGCUAUUUUGUGCCUCUAAGUGAAAGGAUGUUCGCGCUUCAACAGGCAGCAGAAGCAGAAGAUCGUCAAUCCCAAGCCAAACUUUGGAGUGUGUUGAUUGGUCAAAUUUGGACCGGGCUCGUUGGGUAUUGCUGGGCUCCUACAGCUCUCAAAGAGUCGCUUAACGCCACUUUUUCGUCGUUGCUUUCAGGACUUCUAUAUGGUCAAGCAGAACUACGACCCUCCGUACUAAAGGCCCUCCGGGUCAUUGUCGAUUCCAACGUCGCUGUUGCUUCUGGUGCCACUGAUCCGGCUCCGACUAAUCCAAGCGGAUUGUCGCCAGCACAGGCAUCCGAUAAUGUUGCCUAUCUCCGCACUCAAGCAGAAAGCUGGCUCGCAGUGCUUUUCAAUGUCUUUGGUACCAUGGGACGCGACAACCGCGCAGUCGUGGGGGAUGUAAUCAGCGCUUGGGCAGGUGUUGCUGGCGAAAAGGAAAUUGCUGCUGCUCAAUCGAAAAUCGUGCAGUUAUUGAAAAACAAUCUAGCCGCCCAGGCUGCGAAUCCUCGGCAUAGCAGCAUCGAAGGCGGCAGUGAGGCUGCAACAACACAGGACUUGGUUCUCCUGCUACUCCCUUACAUCUCGUCAGCCGAUGCCCAGAAGCUAUUCCAAUUAUGCCUAUCAAAAACCGUACUCUGCGCGAAAGACAAUGGCGUCCAAAAGCGGGGAUACAAAAUUCUGACUCGUUUGAUCGAGACAAAAAAGGUUUCUAUCGAGGUGGAGACUGUUUUGAAGGAACUAGACGAAACGCUAGAGGGCAUCACCCCUGCUGCGAAAAAGGAUCGCUUCAGCCUUCUCGCCCUCCUUGUUGCCCAAUUACCAUCUUCUGCCCUGCACGUGAUUCCAUCGCUUAUUCCCGAGGCAGUUUUGGGCACCAAGGAGCCUUCGGAGAAAGCAAGGGAUGCUGCCUUUGAGCUCAUCGUCGAUAUGGGGAAGAAGAUGGCUCAAGGAGGUGUCGUAAAACGUAGUCUCGUUGAUGGAAUGGAGGAAGAUGGCGCUGGAGACACUACCGCGAACAUUCAAGAAUUUAUGACUAUGGUCGCUGGCGGGUUGGCCGGAGCCAGUCCACAUAUGAUCAGUGCGACUGUCACUGCAAUAUCAAGACUGGUCUUCGAGUUCAAAGAUUCUAUUCCAGCUUCUAUGCACAGUGAGAUCCUCAGCACUCUCUUUGUCUUUAUCAGCUCUGCCAAUCGCGAAAUUGUGAAGUCGAUUCUAGGAUUCGUCAAGCUUGCAAUCCACUCUCUCCCUGCCGAUCUCGUUCGCCCCCACCUCCCAACCUUGGUGCCUGCCCUUCUUGGCUGGUCUCACGACCACAAGAACCACUUUAAAGUCAAAGUCCGCCACAUCUUUGAACGAAUGCUGAGGCGAUUCGGGUGGAACGAGGUUUACGGCUAUGCAGGCGAGGACGAGGCUAAAAAAGUCCUUGAGAAUAUUAAGAAGCGUAAAGAACGGGCAAAGCGGAAGAAAGCCCAGGCGAACGAAGACGAAGACGAGCCUACCAAUAAACAGGCCACUGGCGAUGCAUUCGAGGAUGUUCUAUAUGGAAGCGAGAGCGAACUAGGAGAUAGCGACGAUGACGAACCUCAUCAACAACAGCGCUCAACAGGCAAAAGACGAGGCGGAGAAUCAGGGGCCCGCAUCCGCAUUGACGACGAUGAGCCAAUGGACCUACUUCAAGGCGCUGCUUCCCGCAUUACACAGGCAAAAUCCGAACGUCGAAGGAAACCUGGUCAGGAUGCAGCUCGUUUCAAGACCGACGAAGAGACUGGGAAAAUGCUUAUUGAUGGCGAUGACGACGAUGCCGAGUUAGGGGAGGAUGCAGAUAUUGCUGGCGCUGCAUAUAGAGAAAACUUGACGUCGGUUGAUGGCUUCACAAGAGGCGCGAACGGCCGAGUCAAGUUCAACAAAGACACCAAGAAACGAAGGAGAGAAAACGAAGAUGUUGAUGGAGACGUAGAGAUGGGUGAUGUUGAGCCAGGAGGGGCGCCAAAGUCAGCCAAGAAAGCCAAGGGUCGUUCAGAGGCCAAGUUUGGCCACGAAUUCAAAGCCAAGAAAGCUGGUGGCGAUAUUAAAAGGGGCGGUGUGGAUCCAUAUGCUUACAUGUCCUUGUCGCAGGCCGCCAAACGCAAGGGUGGAAAGCGAGACAAAAUGGGUAUUGUCGGUAAACGAUAG